Mycena indigotica is the source of this 3477-nucleotide messenger RNA. RefSeq lists its product as uncharacterized. Gene Ontology annotation, biological process: mRNA splicing, via spliceosome; spliceosomal complex disassembly. The coding region runs from base 52 to 3477 and encodes 1141 amino acids. Gene Ontology annotation, cellular component: intracellular anatomical structure; catalytic step 2 spliceosome. The transcript has 3 exons. Gene Ontology annotation, molecular function: ATP binding; RNA binding; RNA helicase activity. The record is from RefSeq and is a predicted model, not a curated record. NCBI's taxonomy places the organism in Eukaryota, Fungi, Basidiomycota, Agaricomycetes, Agaricales, Mycenaceae.
GCGCUUCCGCCGCCAUCCACCUCUCGACGAGGACCAACCCCCGAUAUUCAAAUGGACGACCUUCUCAACCUUGAGUUCUUGUCGCUUGUGAACAAAAUCGUGCAGGAGAUUGACAACCACACCGGUAUCAACGACAAGACACUUGCCGAAUUCAUCAUCUCCAUUCAUGACCAGUCCAACAAGAGCCUCCCCGCAUUCAAGGCAAAGCUCAAGGAGGCUGGUGCUGACUUCCCCGACUCUUUUGUCGAGAAUGUAGACCGACUCAUUCUCAGCAUGCAUCCGAAGCACAAGAAAAAGGCCAAGAAAAAUGGCAAAGCAAAAGCCGUGCCAGAGGGCGAGCUUUCUGAGCAGGAGAGGAAGAAGCGCAUUCUACCUGGUCUUUCAAUGAAAAAUACGGAGCCUGUUUCCGACGAUGUUUUCCUGAAGGAAUUGGGGGAUCUGGUCGCAGGAAAGAGGCAUAUGCCAGUCAGCGAAGAGAGGUCGCCGAAACGGCAACGGAUGCGGUCGCCAUCACCCAGACGUCGCAGUCCAAGUCCCCCUCGUUAUGGUCGGAACGGAGGACGACCUACUACAGAUGAUCGACCUGUGCUGUUCAAAAUCUACAAUGGGAGGGUGUCAGGUUUGAAGGAUUUCGGGGCAUUCGUCACACUGGAAGGAGUUGCUGGAAAGGCAGAAGGAAUGGUGCACGUUUCCAAUAUCCAGAUAGGCCGUGUCAACUCAGCUUCCGACCUACUCAGCCGUGGGCAGCCUGUCAAAGUCAAGGUCAUGAGUGUAGCCGGGAGUAGAAUUGGCCUUUCUAUGAAGGACGUCGACCAAGUGACAGGUCGCGACCUUUCUCCUCACCUUCGUAUUCAAUCAGAGGCUGAGAUGUUGGAGCAGCGAAAUCGGCCGUCGUUUGCGUCGUCUGGCGCCAAUGCCGUCCCACUCAGAGGAAGGGACACAUCCAUGGUCAACAAUGCUCCAGUCCGUUCUGCCAAACGCCUGACCUCACCAGAGCGCUGGGAGAUCAAACAACUCAUCUCGUCAGGCGCUUUGGAUGCUUCGGAAUAUCCUGACCUCGACGAAGAUUUCCACAACCCCGUGGCUCGUGCCGAGGUAGAGGAGGACCUGGACAUAGAAAUCCGAGAAGACGAGCCACCCUUCCUCGCUGGACAGACAAAACGAACUCUUGAAUUGAGUCCCGUAAAGAUUGUCAAGGCACCAGAUGGCUCCUUGAAUCGUGCGGCACUAAGUGGAGCAUCGCUUGCCAAGGAACGACGAGAGCUGAGGCAACAGGAAGCUAAUGACCAGGCUGAUUCGCAAACUCGCGACUUCGCACAACCGUGGUUGGACCCCAUGUCAUCAGACACCGACAAAGUCUUUGCACAGGAUAUGCGAGGAAACUUCAAAGGACAACAAGCCAGCGAGACGGGCAGGUGGAAAGAUGCCAAGGCUGUGUCUUUUGGUCAAGUUACGACUCUCAGUAUUCAAGACCAAAGAAAGAGUCUGCCCAUAUACAAACUUCGCGAUCCUCUACUUCAAGCUAUCGCGGAACAUCAAGUGCUGAUUGUCAUUGGAGAUACUGGUUCUGGUAAAACAACGCAAAUGGUCCAAUAUCUCGCGGAGGCUGGCUAUGCGGAAAAGGGUCGUAUUGGUUGCACACAACCACGUCGCGUUGCUGCGAUGUCUGUUGCCAAACGUGUCUCUGAAGAGGUUGGGUGUCGGUUAGGUCAAGAGGUCGGCUAUACGAUUCGUUUCGAGGACUGCACAAGUCCAGAAACACGGAUUAAAUACAUGACCGACGGUAUGCUUCAGCGGGAGUGUUUAAUCGACCCGCUAUGCAGCUCGUACUCUGUCAUCAUGCUUGACGAGGCGCAUGAACGGACAAUUGCCACCGAUGUUCUUUUUGGGUUACUUAAAAAGACUAUCAAACGCCGUCCAGACAUGAAACUCAUCGUGACUUCUGCGACACUGGAUGCCGAAAAGUUCUCUAAAUACUUCUUUGGAUGUCCCAUUUUCACCAUUCCCGGUCGCACAUUCCCCGUUGAAAUCUUGUACACCAAGGACCCAGAAACCGACUAUCUCGACGCUUCUCUAAUCACAGUGAUGCAAAUUCAUCUUUCCGAACCGCCUGGAGACGUUCUUUUAUUCCUGACGGGACAAGAAGAGAUCGACACAGCUUGUGAAAUCUUAUUCGAGCGAAUGAAGGCGCUGGGACCAAAAGUACCGGAGCUCAUCAUCCUUCCUAUCUACUCCGCCCUCCCCUCCGAAGUCCAAUCACGGGUGUUCGAACCUACUCCACCUGGCGCUCGUAAAGUCGUCAUCGCCACCAAUGUCGCAGAGACUAGUUUGACUAUUCCUGGAAUCUACUACGUCGUAGACCCUGGCUUCGUCAAGCAGAGCGCAUACGACCCAAAGUUGGGCAUGGACUCGCUGGUGGUCAUGCCCAUAUCUCAAGCUCAAGCUCGUCAACGGGCCGGGCGUGCCGGACGGACCGGUCCUGGUAAAUGCUACCGGUUGUACACCGAGGCUGCCUACCGAAACGAGAUGCUUCCCAACUCCAUCCCCGAAAUACAGCGGACCAACUUGUCGUCCACCAUCCUGCAAUUGAAGGCCAUGGGCAUUAACGACCUGCUCAGUUUCGACUUCAUGGACCCGCCACCGCCAGAGACAAUGUUGACGGCGCUCGAAGCGCUGUAUGCUUUGUCCGCGCUGGAUGACGAGGGUUUACUCACGCGCCUGGGUCGCAAAAUGGCAGACUUCCCUAUGGACCCAUCUCAAGCGAAGAUGUUGAUCGCAUCAGUCGACCUCGGGUGUUCCGAAGAGAUCCUUUCGAUUGUAGCCAUGCUGUCAGUGCAAACAGUGUUCUAUCGGCCCAAAGAGAAGCAGGGACAAGCGGACCAGAAGAAGGCCAAGUUCCAUCAGCCAGAGGGCGAUCACCUGACGCUGCUGACUGUCUACAACGGCUGGAAGGCCGCAAACUUCUCCAAUCCGUGGUGCUACGAGAAUUUUAUCCAGGCGCGGAGUAUGCGGCGCGCGCAAGACGUACGGAAGCAACUGCUCGGUAUUAUGGACCGGUACAAGCACGAAAUUCUCUCUGCUGGACGCGACUACAACAUUAUUCGGCGGGCAAUCUGCUCUGGCUUCUUCCGCAACGCAGCGAAAAAAGACCCUCAAGAAGGAUACAAGACUCUUGUGGAGGGCACUCCAGUCUAUAUCCACCCGUCGUCCGCCUUAUUUAAUCGGAACCCGGAGUGGGUGGUGUACCACGAACUCGUAUUGACGACACGUGAGUACUGCCACAACGUGACCGCUAUCGAGCCGAAGUGGCUCGUUGAGGUCGCGCCCCAGUUCUUCAAGGUUGCGGAUGCCAAUAAGAUCAGCAAGCGGAAGAAACAGGAGAAGAUCGAGCCGCUGUACAACAAAUAUGAGAAGCCGGACGAGUGGCGGCUGUCCAAGGCCAGGAGUAGUGCGAGGUCGAGUCAAACGUUUGGAUAG